Molecule: messenger RNA, 2537 nt
Organism: Cyprinus carpio (common carp)
Lineage: Eukaryota; Metazoa; Chordata; Actinopteri; Cypriniformes; Cyprinidae
Product: cytochrome P450 2K1
Biological process (GO): xenobiotic metabolic process
Cellular component (GO): cytoplasm; intracellular membrane-bounded organelle
Molecular function (GO): iron ion binding; oxidoreductase activity, acting on paired donors, with incorporation or reduction of molecular oxygen, reduced flavin or flavoprotein as one donor, and incorporation of one atom of oxygen; heme binding
Source: RefSeq, a predicted model, not a curated record
UGCAUCAGUUGAGAAGCUCAGAGAGAAAAUGGCUGUUUUCGAGUCGCUGCUGCAGUUUUUUCCAGCACAGGUACAUUACUGGGAGCUUUUGCUGUUGCUUCUGGUUUUGUAUUAUUUGCUUUCUACUGGAUCCAAAUCUCAGAAAGAAGGGAAAGAGCCACCGGGACCCAAACCACUGCCGCUGCUGGGGAACCUGCUGACCCUUGACCUCACGAGACCCUUUGACACCUUUUUUGAGCUGUCUAAAACCUACGGGAACAUAUUCCAAGUGUUUCUGGGUCCCAAAAAAACUGUGCUCUUAGUUGGAUACAAAACCGUCAAAGAAGCUCUUGUGAACCAUGCAGAAGAGUUCGGAGACAGAGAUAUUGGACCUAGUUUCAGGAUAAUGAAUGAUGAGCAUGGCAUCGUGUUUUCCAAUGGAGAGAACUGGAAAGAGAUGCGACGCUUCGCUCUCAGCAACCUGCGGGACUUUGGGAUGGGCAAGAGAGGAAGUGAAGAGAAAAUCAUAGAGGAAAUUCAGUAUCUGAAAGGAGAGUUUGAUAAGUUUGAAGGGAAACCCUUCGACACGACACAGCCUGUGAACUACGCUGUGUCAAACAUCAUCUCAUCUAUCGUGUACGGCAGCAGAUUUGAAUACACAGACCCUCAAUUCACUCAAAUGGUCGACAGAGCAAAUGAAAAUGUUCGGGUUGGUGGAUCAAUUCCUAUGAUGCUUUACAACAUAUUUCCAUGGUUGGGUCCGUUCCUGAAAAACAAAAGGAUUAUUGUAGACAAUAUUGUCCAAAGUAGACAACAGAUGACGAAGUUGAUCAAUGCGCUUCAGGAGACUCUGAAUCCACACGAACGCAGAGGAUUUGUUGACUCCUUUCUCAUCCAGAAACAGAAAGAUGAGAAAUCCAGCAAGAAGGACUCAUAUUUUCAUGAGGAGAAUCUUAUGAUGUCGGUGACAAAUCUCUUUGUUGCUGGUACUGACACCACAGGAACAACUCUGCGCUGGGGUCUGAUGCUAAUGGCCAAAUAUCCUCAUAUACAGGAUCGAGUUCAGGAGGAGAUUGACAGAGUGAUCGGUGGACGUCAGCCAGUGGUGGAAGACAGAAAGAAAUUACCGUACACAGAUGCUGUGAUUCAUGAAACUCAAAGACUGGCCAACAUAGUACCCUUGAGUCUACCGCAUGUAACCAGCUGUGAUGUUACCUUCAAUGGAUACUUCAUCAAGAAGGGCACCACUGUAGUUCCUCUGCUGACGUCUGUUUUGAAGGAUCCAAGCGAAUGGGAAAAACCAAACAGCUUUUACCCAGAACACUUCCUUGAUGAGAAGGGCCAGUUCGUCAAAAGAGAUGCUUUCAUACCCUUUUCUGCAGGACGCAGGGUUUGUCUUGGAGAGAGUUUGGCCAGGAUGGAGCUCUUCCUGUUCUUCACCUCCCUUCUUCAGAGCUACCGCUUCUCAACUCCACCUGGAGUAUCUGGAGAUGAUCUGGAUCUCAAAGGAGUAGUAGGAGUCACAUUAAAUCCAUCGCCACACAAGCUGUGUGCGAUGAGACGCUCCUGAAUGAAGAAAAUAUGAACAGAAAUCACAGAAACAAAACUCACCUUGUUGAAAUAUGAUUUUGUGUGAUUUUUUCACUUGUUUUACAGUACCUCCCUUAUGGAUAUUAACCAUGGUUUUAUUAUAGUAAAAGUGUAGCAGCAUUGUUUUUUGGCGUAUGGAUUACCACUUGAAUAACCACAACUUUACUACAAAUACCAUGGUUAAACUAUGGUUAGCGUAGCUAAACCAUUGUUAAUUUGUAGUUACCAUGGUUUAACUAUAGUAACCAUGGUUUUUUGGUUUUAUUUGUAGUAAAACCAUGGUUAAUUUUCGUAAGGGCUAUUCUUCUGAGUGAAUAUAUAUGUAAAUAAUAAUGAACAACGUGUGUAAAGCCACAAUUAUAAAACUUAAAAGAUAAGCGCUUUAAAAGAAAUUAAACAUUUUAAGGCUAAAUUAAUCAGUGAAGAAUGUUGUUACUGACUGUUCAGAUUCAAAUAGAAGAGUGAGCGCUCUUUCACACAGCAUGCACAGAAAGCAGACGGCGGCAUCAAAUUUUUCCAUAAUUUUGACUUUUUAAAGCAUUUUUUAUUAUGUAGUGGAAAUUUGAUUCCUUACAUUUAACAUCAAUACAAACAAUGUGUUAAGAUAAAUGUUAAAAUAUACCUUUAGCCAUUCAGACAUGAUUAAUGACAGAAGAACAGUUAACGAAGUGCCAGUUUUUUGAUGAAAUUUUUUUUUUCUUUCUUCAAAUAUAGCUUUAGAAAAGACUGUAAGCAGCAUAAGCAGAGAUUGUUUUAUUAUUGGAAGAUGCGAGGGUCUGUAGUACUUAAAUUAAAUUCAAGUUUAUUUGUAUAGAGUUUUUCAUGAUACAAACCGUUGCAAAGCAGCUUUACAGAAAAUUCAGUUUCUACAAUAUAUUUAGUAAUAACUUAUCAUCAAACUGAUGUACAUAUGGUAGAAAUGUACAGUAAAAUUCAGUUAAUACCGCAAUUAAACAUGAUGAACACUA